UAGAGAGAGAGAGCAGCAACCUCAGCGUCAGGAAAUUGGAGAGCAUUGGAGUGAGAAAGAGACCGAAAAUCUACCAGGAUGAGCGAAGCUAAAGAUUACAUCUCCAAAAGACAAAUCCCUCUGCUGUUCGAGAGUAUGUUGACAGGCCUGAUGUAUCAUCAGCCCGAGGAACCCCUUGAGUAUCUGGAGAACUGCCUGAAGAAAGUGCGAGAGAUCGGGGGCCUGGAAAAAGUGCGAUGGGACACGUUCAUCAUUCAGGAGAGACGGGCCUUGCCUCCAGUUGCAGGCAGCCAUGGGAGGAGAGCCAUUUUUCUGAGCGCUCUUUCGGAGAGUCACAGUCUGAGUCACUGCCGAUAUGACCGCCUCCCUCCAAUUCACCAAUUCUCUAUUGAGAGCGACACUGACCUAUCAGAGACCGAUGAGCUAAUUGAGGAAUAUAUGGUGUUUGACCCAUCGAAACCAAGGCCAAGAAUCAUCCUGGUCAUCGGAGGGCCAGCUAGCGGCAAACGAACUCAAAGCAUGAAAAUAGCUGGACAUUAUGGAUUCAUCUACAUAUCAGUGGGGGAGCUCCUGCGUGAAAAGAUGCUUCACAAUGCCAGCAACAACAGGAAAUGGGGCCUGAUAGCAAAAAUCAUCACAAAUGGAGAGCUGGCUCCUCAGGAAACAACAAUAAUGGAGAUUAAGCAGCAGCUGAUGCAGUAUCCAGAUGCACAGGGCUUUGUCAUUGACGGCUUCCCACGGGAUGUUUCCCAGGCAAUCUGCUUCGAUGAUCAGAUCUGUGUUCCAGACCUGGUGGUGUACCUGGCUUGCGCUAACUGCCGGCUGAGGGAGCGGCUGGAGAAGCGGGCAGUGGAAGGGCGACCUGAUAACAAUCCCAAAGCCAUCCACAGGCGCCUCAUUACCUUCAAGCAAAACAUCAUGCCUUUGGUCCAAUAUUACCAGGAGAAAAGCCUAAUUGCAACGUUUGAUGGAGACAGGAUAGAAGAGCAGGUGUUUGAAGAUAUCACAGUGACAGUGGAUGGAAAACUCACCCCAAACAAACAGCCAGUGGCAGGCCCCAGUGAACUCGAUCUCUGUCUGAUUACUGAUGUCAACUCAGAUACUGAGGAGCAGGCUGGAGAUUCUGCCUCUGGUGACGAGUCCCUACAAGAAAAGCUGAAAGUCACUAAAAUUAUCUUUGUAAUUGGGGGUCCUGGUUCUGGCAAAGGCAGCCAGUGUGUGAAAAUGAUGGAGAAAUAUGGUUUCACACAUCUGUCGACAGGAAACCUUCUGCGGAAGGAGAUCAGCAAUGAAACAGACAGAGGUAAUAAGAUAAAGAAGAUCAUGACUGAAGGAGGCCUCGUGCCAUUGGGAACGACUUUGGAGAUUCUGAAGGAUGCCAUGGUAGAGAAUCUGCAGGAGACUAAGGGCUUCAUGAUUGAUGGAUAUCCUCGGACUUUAAAACAGGCCGAAGCCUUUGAUAAAUCUUUUACUCUACCCACCAUCGUGCUGCUCAUUGAAUGCAGUCCUGAGGUUAUGAAGGAACGGCUAAUGAACCGCGGACAAACCAGUGAUCGAUUUGAUGACAAUGAGGUGACUAUAUCCAAGCGGGUGGACGCUUAUUUCGUUGACUCCGUUGCUGUUGUGAAACAUUAUGAGGCUAAAGGCCUCCUGAAGAAGAUUCAAGGAGAAGGAACAGAGGAUGAUGUUUUUCAAAGUAUCACUGCGUUUAUUGAUGAACUUUAACAAGUGACACUGUCAUUAGAAAAUCCCCUGAGGAGCUGCCCUGGGAUCAGAUUACCACAUUUUGCUUCGAGUUUUGUUUUCGUGGCCUGCUUAGAAGGAUUUACCAGGAUCAACAGCACCAAUAAAAUGAGCUAAAAACUCCUGGAUAA
Messenger RNA from Carcharodon carcharias (great white shark), 1874 nucleotides. RefSeq names its product adenylate kinase isoenzyme 5-like. Gene Ontology annotation, cellular component: cytoplasm; cytosol. Gene Ontology annotation, biological process: nucleoside triphosphate biosynthetic process. The transcript is spliced from 14 exons. The coding region runs from base 79 to 1725 and encodes 548 amino acids. NCBI's taxonomy places the organism in Eukaryota, Metazoa, Chordata, Chondrichthyes, Lamniformes, Lamnidae. The record is from RefSeq and is a predicted model, not a curated record. Gene Ontology annotation, molecular function: AMP kinase activity; ATP binding.